Prinia subflava (tawny-flanked prinia) is the source of this 9101-nucleotide messenger RNA. RefSeq names its product myosin VIIB (gene MYO7B). The transcript has 47 exons. Gene Ontology annotation, cellular component: myosin complex; cytoskeleton. Bases 1 to 6408 code for a protein of 2135 amino acids. Gene Ontology annotation, molecular function: cytoskeletal motor activity; protein binding; ATP binding. NCBI's taxonomy places the organism in Eukaryota, Metazoa, Chordata, Aves, Passeriformes, Cisticolidae. The record is from RefSeq and is a predicted model, not a curated record.
AUGGUGGUUUUCAGAAAGGGUGACCAUGUGUGGCUGGACACUCAACCAAACAGUGAAUUUAAUGUUCCUAUUGGGGCAGUUGUGAAGGAAUCUGACUCAGGACGGAUCUUGCUGGAAGAUGAUGAAGGCAAGGAGCAUUGGAUCACGGCUCGGAACAUGCACAUGGUGAGCCUGAUGCACCCUUCCUCUGUGCAGGGGGUGGAGGACAUGAUCCGCCUCGGGGAUCUCCAUGAAGCUGGCAUGGUGCACAACCUCCUCAUCCGACAUCAGGAGCACAAAAUCUAUACUUACACAGGAUCAAUCCUUGUAGCAGUGAAUCCAUACCAGCUGCUGCCUCUCUACACGGUGGAUCAGAUCAGGCUGUACUGUAACAAGAGGAUUGGAGAGCUUCCACCUCAUGUCUUUGCCAUUGCAGACAACUGUUACUUCAACAUGAAGAGGAAUAAGAGAGACCAGUGCUGUGUGAUCAGUGGAGAAUCUGGAGCUGGUAAAACGGAAAGUACAAAGCUAAUACUACAGUUUUUGGCAGCUGUCAGUGGCCAGCAUUCCUGGAUAGAGCAGCAAAUCCUAGAGGCCAACCCCAUUCUGGAAGCUUUUGGAAAUGCCAAGACAAUUCGAAAUGACAAUUCGAGCCGCUUUGGGAAGUACAUUGAUAUUCACUUCAACCAAAAUGGUGUGAUAGAAGGAGCCCGGAUAGAACAGUUCCUCCUGGAGAAGUCCCGGGUUUGCCGGCAGGCUCCAGAGGAGAGGAACUAUCACAUCUUCUACUGCAUGCUGAUGGGGAUGAAUACAGAACAGAAAAAGAUGCUGAAUCUGAGCACUGCUUCAGAGUACACCUAUCUCACUAUGGGUAACUGCAUGUCCUGCGACAGCCGGAACGACGCCAAGGAUUAUGCCCACAUCCGCUCGGCCAUGAAGAUCCUCAUGUUCUCGGACUCCGAGCACUGGGACAUCAGCAAGCUGCUGGCUGCCAUCCUGCACCUCGGGAAUGUAGAGUUCCAAGCGGCCGUGUACGACAACCUGGACUGCUCUGAUGUGAUAGACUCACCACACUUCUCCAUUGCCACCAAAUUGCUCGAGGUGGACUCUACUGAACUCCAGAACAGCCUCACAAACCUCUCCAUCAUUGUCCGGGGAGAAAGUGUGUCCAGGCCUCUGAAUAUCGUUCAAGCUGCCAAUGGGAGGGAUGCCUUUGUGAAGGGUAUAUAUGGGCGGAUUUUCUUGUGGAUCGUGAACAAAAUCAACUCAGCCAUUUUCAACCCGUCUUCUCAGAAGCCUAAAGACAGACAUCAAUCCAUUGGACUGCUGGACAUUUUUGGGUUUGAAAACUUCAGCAACAACAGCUUUGAGCAGCUGUGCAUUAACAUUGCAAAUGAGCACCUUCAGCAGUUCUUCGUGCACCAUGUCUUCAAGCUGGAGCAAGAGGAAUACUUUGCAGAGCACAUUGCCUGGAACAACAUUGACUUCACUGAUAACCACCAGGCUCUGGAAGUCAUUGCACUCAAGCCCAUGAAUAUCAUCUCCCUCAUUGAUGAAGAGAGCAGGUUCCCAAAGGGCACAGAUGCUACCAUGCUUAUCAAAAUCAAUUCCCUCCAUGGUAAAAGUAAAAUCUACAUCCCACCUAAGAAUGUUCAUGACACCAAGUUUGGCAUCAACCACUUUGCUGGGGUUGUCUUUUACGAAUCAAAAGAUUUCCUGGAGAAAAAUCGUGACACACUGAGUGCUAAUGUAAUGCAAGUGGUCCAUUCCUCCAAAAACAGAUUCCUGAGAGAGAUUUUCCAGGUGGAAACAACCCCACCUAGUCUGGGACGUGGGACCAUUCGGCAUCUUGGAUCUGACCAGGUCUACAAGGGCAUGGAUACCACCAAGAGGCUCUCAACACUGGGAGGACAGUUCAAGCAAUCCCUGGAAAAACUAAUGAAAAUCCUUGAGCAGUGCCAGCCAUACUUCAUCCGCUGCAUCAAGCCAAACGACUACAAGAAACCACUGCUGUUUGAUCGGGAACUAUGUAUCAAACAGCUGCGAUAUUCAGGGAUGAUGGAGACCAUUCAGAUCAGGAAAGCUGGGUACCCAAUUCGCUACACCUUUGAGGAGUUCUUUGAAAGAUACAGAGUUCUUCUGCCAUGGUCUCUUCGACAACAGCUGAAGAAUGAUGUUCGACAGAGCUGCAUCAGCAUCUCUGAAGCAGUGUUGGGCAAGGGGGAAAGCUGGCAAGUUGGAAGGACCAAGAUUUUCCUGAAAGAACAUCAUGACACUGUAUUGGAGCUGCAACGCCAAAAUGUACUCACAGAUAAGGUUCUUCUUAUCCAGAAGGUGAUGAGAGGAUUGAAGGACAGGAAGCAGUUCCUGAAACAGAGGAAGUCUGCUGUAGCCAUUCAGUCAGCCUGGAGAGGCUACUGCUGCCGGAAAGAAUUCAGAACGGUGCUGCUGGGCUUCGGGCGCCUGCAGGCGCUGUACCGCGGCCGGCAGCUGGCUCAGCGCUACGAGGCCACCCGGGCGGGGAUCAUCAGGCUGCAGGCCGUGUGCCGCGGGUACCUGGUGCGCCACAAGGUGGCACAGCAGAGGAGAGCUGCCUGUGUCAUCCAGGCGUAUGCACGGGGCAUGCUGGCUCGUCAAACCUACCGGAGGAUAAAGCGGGAGGUAAUGCUCACAGAUACCUUAGAGGAGGCAGAAGCAAGGAACGUGCUUGCCAAUAAACCAACAAAUCAUGAUGUUAUCAGCGACCAAGAAAUGGUGGACAAAAUUUUUGGGUUUUUACCUUCUGUGAUUGGAGGCCAAGAAGGACAGGCUCCUCUGGGUUUUGAGGACUUGGAAACAAAGCCUAACAAGCUGGAGGAAGUGGACCUGGACAUGGUUCCCAUGAGUUUGGAGCUAGAAGAGGAAGCACAUGGUUUGGAAGAGUACACCUUCCCCAAGUUUGCAGCUACUUAUUUCCAGGGGUCUUCUACACACACACACAUCCGGAGACAGCUGCGGCACCCACUACUCUACCAUGAGGACAAGGACAACAUCCUGGCUUCUCUAGCUGUGUGGGUGAUCAUCCUGAGGUUCAUGGGGGACCUGCCAGAGCCACCAAUGUUUGCCAAGAGUGCCACCACCAGGAGCAGCUCUGUGAUGACACAGAUAUAUGACACACUUGGCAGGAAAAACCAGGUCCAGUUGAGGAAUGACAGCCCAAAUAUGAGAGAAGGCAGAAGGGAUAACAAGAUUUCUAAGGGGAUUUCAUCCCUGAAACUGAAACGGUCAUCCAAGCUGACAGGAAAGGUGACAGAUCAGCUACGAAGUGGAGAAGAGGCUUUCCAGGAAGAUGUCUCAAUCUCUCAGAGACCUAUGUCCAACCUAGAAAAAGUACACUUCAUUAUUGGCAAUGCAAUUCUGCGUCCUGCCAUCAGAGAUGAGAUUUAUUGCCAGAUUUGCAAACAACUCACUGAAAACAGCAACAGGAGCAGCUAUGCUCGUGGCUGGAUCCUUCUGUCACUCUGCCUUGGCUGCUUUCCUCCUUCAGACACGUUUGUGAAGUACCUGUUGAAUUUCAUCCACCACGGGCCCACGGGCUACGCUCCCUACUGUGCUGAGCGUCUGAGGCGCACCUACAGCAACGGGGCCCGGACUGAACCUCCCAGCUGGCUGGAACUUCAGGCAACAAAGCAGAAGAAACCCAUUAUGUUUAAUGUCACCCUCAUGAAUGGCCAAAGCAUCACUAUCCCUGCAGACUCUGCUUCCACUGCCAAAGAGAUCUGUCAGUUCAUAGCUGAUAAAAUCAAACUGAAGGAUGUCUUUGGGUUUUCACUCUACAUUGCUGUGUUUGAUAAGGUGUGGUCGCUGGGCGGGGGCCGGGACCACGUGCUGGACGCCAUCUCGCAGUGCGAGCAGCUGGUGAGGGAGCGCGGCACGCACGAGCGCCACGCGCCCUGGCGCCUCUACUUCCGCAAGGAGAUCUUCACGCCCUGGCACAGCGCCCGGGAGGACCCUGUCAGCACCGACCUCAUCUACCACCAGCUCAUCCGCGGCAUCCGCUUCGGGGAGUACCGCUGUGAGAAGGAGGAAGAUUUGGUGGAGAUAGGUGCAAAAUAUUGUUAUAUCCAAUUUGGAGAUACCAUCCACAAUGAACUUGUGCAGAAGGUGCUCCAUGACUGUAUCCCAGUAAAACAGCUGAAGUCCAAGCCCCUGGAAAAGUGGGUGAGCCUUAUAACCUAUGCACAUGCUAAGGCCCCAUACACACAGGACCAUCUCUCCUCUCAGACUGUGAAGGAGCAACUUGUAGAUUUUGCUCGCUUUCAGUGGCCUUUGCUUUUUUCCAGAUUCUUUGAAGUCACUAAAUUUUCAGGACCCAGCUUGCCUAAGAACCACUUCAUCAUUGCUAUAAAUUGGAAAGGGAUCUGCUUCUUGGAUGAGUCAGAAAAGCGACUCCUUGAGCUGACCUUCCCAGAGGUAACUGGCAUCCACACCAACAGGGCAGUGAAAUCAUUUGGACAGAGUUGCACUCUCAUCACGCUUCGUGCCGAGGAAUUUGUUCUGACAUCUGUAAACAGUGUUGUCAUUGCUGAACUGGUGGUGAUGUUCCUGGAAGGACUGAAGAAAAGAUCACAGUUUGCUGUGGCAAUGCAUGAGAAAAAAUCCCAGGAAGAUCCUGGAAUCCUGUCCUUCAAGAAGGGAGACUUGCUAAUCUUCACUGAAGACAAAAGGCUGGAUGCAGACUCUGGCUGGAUCUGUGCCCAGAAUGAAAGGACAGGCAAAACAGGGAAUGUAUUUUUGGAAGACAUCUACAUCAUUCCUUCCCUCACAAAACCCUCUAGUCAAGUGCUGAGUUUGCUGAUGAUGUCUCCAGACCAGAGGAGGACAGCUUCACAGAACUCCUUCACGGAGGAACCUGAUGAAGAGGAUAUCAAGGUGAAGCCUUACACCCUGGAGGAGUUCUCCUACGAACACUUCAGGACUCCUGAGAAGGAAUCCAUCAGCAAAACUGUUCUCCAGAAAUCCCGUGGGCACAGUCAGCUGUGGGCACAUUCUAAGGAGCCUCUGAAACAGCCACUGCUGAAGAGAGCAUGCACAGACCCUGAUCUUCGGGAUUUGGCCUGUCAGGCCUUCAUUGCCAUCAUGAAAUUCAUGGGAGACUACCCCUCAAAACAGGCACAUUCCUCUGUGGAAGUCACUGACCAGAUAUUCGUGCCAGCGAUCCAGGAGGAGGUGCUGCGGGAUGAGAUUUACUGUCAGAUUAUGAAGCAACUGACUGAGAACAGAAACAGGUACAGCGAGACCAAGGGCUGGCAGCUGCUCUGGCUCUGCACUGGCCUCUUCCCACCCAGCAAGUCACUGCUCAAACACGCCCAGAAGUUCAUAGAGACACGUCAGAAAGAAACACUGGCCCCGGCGUGCCGUCGGAGGAUUCAGACAGUAAUGAGGAGUGGCUGCAGGAAGUGGGCACCUCAUCCUGUGGAGGUUGAGGCCAUCUUACAGAACAACACUAAGAUCUCACACAAGAUUUGCUUCCCCAAUGAAACAGAACAGACAUUUGACGUGGGAACAAACACCAAAAUCCAGACUCUGUGUCAGAACAUCGCUUCCAAACUGCAGCUGCAGUCCUGGGAAGGUUUCAGCCUCUUUGUGAAGAUUGCAGACAAGGUGAUCAGUCAGAAUGAAGCAGACUACUUCUUUGACUCACUGAGGCAGGUGACAGACUGGAACAGAAGAAAUAAACCAGGAAAAGAUGGGGCUGCUCUGUCUGUGGCAUAUGAGGUGUACUUCAUGAGAAAGCUGUGGCUCAAUGUCACUCCUGGCAAGGAUCUGAAAGCUGACACCAUUUUCCAUUACCACCAGGAGCUGCCAAAGUACCUCAGAGGCUACCACAAGUGUUCCAAGGAUGAAGCUGUGCAGCUGGCAGGGCUGAUUUAUAAAGCACACUUCAACAACGACCGCACACAGCUCGCAGCCAUCCCCAAAAUCCUGAAGGAGCUGGUGCCAGACAAUCUGCUCCGAGCAGUGUCCCCAGACGAGUGGAAGAAGAGCAUUAUUGCAGCAUACAGUAAACACGAAGGAAAAACUGUGGAUGAGGCCAAGAUUGCGUUCUUGAAGAUGAUACACCGGUGGCCAACAUUUGGAUCAGCCUUUUUUGAGGUGAAGCAAGCCUCGGAGCCCAACUUCCCAGAGAUUGUACUGAUUGCAAUCAACAAGCAAGGAGUCUCCCUGAUACAUCAGAAGACAAAGGAUAUUUUAGUAGUCUACCCCUUCAAUAAAAUCUCCAACUGGAGCAGUGGGAGCACAUAUUUCCACAUGACAAUAGGGAACCUGGUACGAGGAAACCGGCUCUUAUGUGAGACAUCUCUGGGUUACAAAAUGGAUGACCUGUUAACAUCCUACGUACGCCUGCUCAUGAAUGCUGUAAACAAGCAAAAGAACCUCCCAGCCUGAGAGUGCAAAUAGAGUCCACGACCUGUACUUGUGCCAAACUACCUGUAAUUUCAUACCCCAGAAGAAAUGCCAUUUAAAAACUAUUAUUCUUGAUGAUCCAUCUUCUGAUCACACACUGAAUGAACUGAGUUGCUGAAAUAGUACUACAAGAGAAGCUCAAAUGAGCGUGUGCUUUCAAAUAUCCGUAACACUUUUUUUUUAGAUCUAGUAUGAGAAUUCCAUUUAGAUAUUGGAUUUAGAGAAAGUUUAGAUGGACUUUAAUGUUUUAUGGGAGUGGGGAAACCCUGUGAAGACCCCUUCUAAUAGCCUGAAUCUCCUCCAUUCAAGGACACACACAUUAAGUGCUGUCUUCCUUCUGGAAAAAAAAUGCCCCUUAUUGUAUAUCUCUUACCAAAUGUACAAACUCCAAGAGUCUUUGGAAACAAAGGUAAUGUAAUUUUUUCCCUCCUACUGGCGAUUCUAAGAGUGGAGAGAUGCCCUUUAGUAGAUAACUGGACACUUUGAAAGGUAAGAUGCUGGCUUUCAUCCUCUGGUCUCUAGGUUACCUGCUGCACAUUACAGUAGACUUACAGCCAAGUACAGUCAGAAUGUUAUUGUCCUUCCUGCCUGCUGCUAAACUUGCAGGCUGUCCCCUGAACUUACCAUGGCCUUGCUUAAAUUAAAUAGUCUUUUUUCUUCCACAUCUUAUAAUGCUCUUGGAAACUAACAACUGCUUUCUACAGCACAGUUUCUAGUAGCUCUGAAAUGAGUCUGAAGUUUGGGUCUAUCACUUGUUGCUCCUAUUUCAAGAUAUAGAUGAGCUAUUCAGUGCAAAUCAGAACUGAAGAACUCAGUCUAACAGAGGUCUGUUGAAGAGACUUUUCUGCUCUACAAAAAUGUUCUGUUUGGAGUUAUGCAGACAUUCCUUCAUCAGACAAUAAUAGCUGUAAUUUGCCCAUAUCUUUUCUGCUUCCUGUUCAGCAGACAGUUUGAGUGGUAAAAUUUGAUUCAGCACUUGUUCAUCUCUAAGAGCUUUGUAGAAACAUAGCUUUGGUGCCACAGGAACCAGAUUGUGCUCUAAGUGUGUAAAGCAGAUCUAGACUAUGGUGGGAGUAAGCUUAGCUGCUUCCCCUCAGAACAUGUUCUCCUCCCUCACUCCCAGUGAAACAAGAACAUGUCUUAAAGCAUUUACACCAAGUUCCUUGAGACACGAUCUGGCAGUGCUGGAAAAGCAGCUCUGCCUGAUCUCUCACCUUUGCCAAUGGAUGCACGAUGGUUCUCCUUUCCCUCUGACGUGUGUGUGUGAAAUUCAAACGCUGGUGGGAGUUCUGUAUAUGGGUGGCAGGGAAGAGCCCCACUCUGUGCAUCUAAACAAGUGCCACACCUGUUAGAAGAGCUGAUGUUCUUGCAAGCAGUUAGCUGCUCCUGCUGUGAUGUCCAUUGCUGGCAAUGGAAAUGCUGGAGUCUACUUACCCUGAGUGGUUUUGUCACCCCUGUCUAAUCUAACUAAUUAGCUGCAAGUGAGAAAUGUUCAACACUUCACCUGUACAAAAAGAAAUUUUGCAGCCAAACUGUAUUGUUUCUGGUUUUUAAAUAAAGACUGCAGAAAAUCAACCACAGCAUCUUUUUCUAACCAAGAAAAGGGAAUGUUUGCUCCAGAUCCAUGUAACCUAAAUCUAGCAAUAUCCACUAUAUCCUGUAAUGGUCAUAGCAUCCCAUCUGCUCAUUACAUACACAACACAGUUUGUACAACACAGCCACUAAAAGGAUGAUACCCCUUCCUGCACAUCCUCAUCAAAAACACAGCAAAAAACAGCACAGGUCCAAAACAUGAAUUCACCACAACAGUGCCUCAGGUUCCAGCAAUCCCAGAGUUCCUUGGAGUGGGUGAUAGUCUCUGGCUAAGCACCAAAAAUUUGUAUUAACUGUACACCAAACAAAUUUUUAAAUUUUUUUUGUGUAAAGAUUUAAAAUGUAUUACAGUUAACUUUAAUACAGGUACAUACAAAGGCAGUAUUACAGCAUUUCAAUCUACAAUCGUGUUUUGGUUAGACAGCUCAAACAAACUGAGAGCUCUACACAGUGCAGAACCCAUCAAGGCCUGAAACCAAGCUGCUAAUUCUUUUCUCAGUCUAAUACCCUCAGCACUUAACAGUGCUUUACAGGCCAGUAUAACCACAUUUAUUACAUGCUUGCCUGCAAUCUAUUCCUUCCCCAUCCAAUCACUUCUGAAAGAGUGUCAGUCAUAUCAUCCAAUACCAACCAUGCCACAUCAGGAGUUCUCUGUACAAAAGGCUGAGCAGUGUUUGCCAGCAUUGCACAGGCUGCUGCAAGAACAGCAAGAUGCAAACCCUAGAGAAUGGAUUAGUGCCAUAAACAAAGACUGCAGGUGAUUAUAGCAUACUCUUUGAAUACAAACAAGCUUCAACCACGCUUUCUAAAAGCAAAACCAUUUUCAAGUGUCUUCAGUGAGUGUUAGUGAUUUUAAUUAGGUAUAAAUAUGACUGUAAACUAUAAAUGUAUAGUAUGAGAUAACAUCUUUUAUUAAGUGUAGAUUUCUGAGCCAAGUUCAACCUUCAUAAAAAUCUCUACUCUCCAGUGAUGUAAUGCUUAGGAAGAAUUUGGCCAGCAGGUCUAUUUACAGCAAUGGAAAAAAACAUGCAGCUUAUUUCUUACAGACACCUUGACCAUAUUUAUUAAAAAGAAAACAAAAC